This is a messenger RNA of Empidonax traillii (willow flycatcher), 2294 nucleotides long. It is a transcript of the gene GPR149, whose product is annotated as G protein-coupled receptor 149. The record is from RefSeq and is a predicted model, not a curated record. Gene Ontology annotation, biological process: neuropeptide signaling pathway. Gene Ontology annotation, molecular function: G protein-coupled receptor activity; neuropeptide binding. The coding region runs from base 231 to 2270 and encodes 679 amino acids. NCBI's taxonomy places the organism in Eukaryota, Metazoa, Chordata, Aves, Passeriformes, Tyrannidae. The transcript has 4 exons. Gene Ontology annotation, cellular component: neuron projection; membrane.
CUUCCAGCACCCUGAGGAUUGUGAGGAAUUGCAUUUUCCCAGCACCUUUGGUACUUCACUGUUCCCUGGUUUUUGUUCUGGUUAUCAGAGGUGCUCUCACCUGAGUAUUUCUUUAUCGGAUGCCUCAAAAGAGCAUCUAGAAAAACAAAGAAACUUGUGAUGUGGAGCUGACAGUUCUGGUUUCAGCCAGUGAAAACUUGCCGAGUCAGUGAGAAGGCAAAGCAAAAGGGAUGCCAAGGACAAUGUCAGUGAUGCCUGGUAAUUUGUCACUCAACGGGACGAGCUUCUUCAGUGAAAACCGUGGCAUUGUGGACAAACCCAGUGAGCAGAGGACUUGGAAUGUCUUUCUGUUCUGCUUGACUCUUACUGUUGCAUUGCCAGCCCUUCUGAGCAGUAUUUAUUCACUAGUUUCCCUGCUGAAAAUGCAGAGCAAAACCACACUGUCGAUGAUUGUGACCUCCUUGGCAGUAGAUGAUUUGAUCAGCAUCGUGCCACUGAUUAUGUUCAUGCUCAUGCAGUGGUCAGGUGAAGGCCUGCCCCAGCCUCUGUGCACCUCCUCAGCACUUAUGUAUUUAUUCCAGGGCAUUUGUAGCAACCUGAAAGGGUCACUUAUAGUUUCUUACAACUUCUACACCAUCAACACGACCGAGACCCCGAGCUGCAGCACGUCCAAGCGUCGUGUGAGCGUGGUAUGGGCCAUCCUCGCCAUCUGGAUUGUGGGUUUGCUGAUCUGCAUUCUGCCCCUCUGUGGCUGGGGCAGGUACAUCCCCACCUCCUGGGGCUGCUUCACCGACUCUGCCAGUUCCUACGUCCUGUUUGUGGUCAUCGGCUACUCCCUGUGCUUGUCCCUGCUGGCAGUGCUGGCUGUUCCCCUCACUCACCAGCUGCUGUGCUCGGCUGAGCCACAGCUCUUGCACACCGAGUACCUGGAGGUCCCUGGAGGCUCCACCACCCCCAGGACACCCAUGGCUGCCCCGUCGCUGUCCCCGCUGGACCCUGUGGAUAAAACCCUGGAGCGCUGCCGGAACUCGGGGGCAGUUCUGGGGAAGGGCGUGGGUGGGAGUGGUGCCCUCUGGAGCAGCAGGAGCUCCACGGUGGGCUUUGCCCAGAAACGGUUCUCGCUGAUCCUUGCACUGACCAAAGUCAUUCUCUGGCUCCCAAUGAUGGUGCAGAUGCUUGUCCAAUACAUCACUGGUGUGCAGAGCCUUGCGUUUGAGGCCUUGGGCUUCCUGCUGACCGUGCUGGCCACCACUCUCACCCCGCUGUUCGUGCUGUCAGAGCACUGGGUGCACCUGCCCUGCGGCUGCAUCAUCAGCUGCACCAGGGACUCCUGCGCAGCCACUUCAGGUGAUCCCAAAACCAAACGUAGGGGUUUCGAGUUCAACCUGUCCUUCCAGCAAGGUUAUGGAAUCUACAGAAUAUCCCAGGAAAACCACCCCCACCUCCACAGUGAUGGUCAGUCCACGUCCUACCACAGCCUGGUGGGCUCUGACUGCGAGGACCCCGAGCCUGGGAGAGGCAGUGGUGGUGCCCCUGGGCCCAGCCCCCCCUGCCCCCCGUCUGCAGGGCCCUGCAGGGCCGAGCAGGGCACACACUGCCAUCCAUCAACCAUCCCUGAGGGCCCAGAGUGGAGCUUGUCCCACGAGGAGAGCCACACACCUGAGCUCACGGACUGGGAGUGGUGCAGGAGCAAAUCCGAGAGGGCCCCUCGGCAGCGCUCGGGCGGGGCCCUGGCCAUCCCUCUGUGUGCAUUCCAGGGGACUGUGUCCCUGCAGGCCCCCACCGGCAAAACCCUGUCCUUGUCCACGUACGAGGUGAGCUCUGAGGGGCAGAGGAUCACCCCCACGGCCAAGAAAAUCGAGGUGUGUCGGUCCAAGAGCGUCGGGCACGAGCCCAGCCCGGAGGGGUCCCCUCACACGAACGUUAAGAUUCACUUGGAGGUGCUGGAGAUCUGCGACAACGAAGAGGCCCUGGACACCGUGUCCAUCAUCAGCAACAUCAGCCAGUCCUCCACCCAGGCCAGGUCCCCCUCCCUGCGCUACUCCCGGCGGGAGAACAGGUUUGUGUCGUGCGAGCUGGGGGAAAGCGCCUCCUACUCCCUGUUCAUCCCGUCCCACAGCCCCGGCAGCGACAUCAGCAUCUCCAUCCCCGACACCGUGGAGGCCCAUCGCAGCAGCAGCCAGCAGCACGCGGGCACGGGGCACCAGGAGGACAUCCAGCUGCUGAACAAGGCCUACAGGGAGCGGGAGGGCCCGGGCAGCAGCGGCUGAGAGGGUGCAGUGUGUGCUGCUCCU